CGAGCGGAGGUACCGUCCAGCAGAGGAAGCGUCUUUUAUUCACCGAACACAAUAAUGGCCGCUAACCAAACACUCCGCUGCUCUGGACGUGGACAGGUCGACGUUGGAGGAUCACCGAUGUGUCUGUCGUCGCUUUGAAGCCGCCGUUUCUACCCGUUGGCCUCGCUGCUCUCCCACAAUGCAUUGCCAGAGGCUUUUGUGUGCGUCGGACAGACCCAUGUAACCGUUGCCACCGCUCCGCCCCGCCCACGUCACAGCAGCGAAGCAGGAAGGUCCUGCCCUGAUCGAUCUCGUUCACUGUCGCACCGCAGUCAUGUCCGGUUCUGGCGAUUUACCAGCCAUCGAGGGUUCUGGGAUGGGCGGGAUGAAGCUUCCCAUCGGGAUGACCCGGCGCGCCCUCAGCUACGACGACAACCUGGAGGCCCCCAUGUCCACGCCCCCCCACGACAUCAGCAUCAACAACCUGUGGAGGCGACCCGUCAUACCCGAGAGGAAGUUCUCGCAGCUGGCCGAGGAGGAUGAAACUUGUACAGCCAGCCAGCCCACGGUGCAGGACAGCGCCCCCUCCAGGUCACCAACCGUAGUGAAAGCCAAGGCCUCGUCCAUCAUCAUGAGUUCUCUCAUCACCAAGCAAACUCAGGACAGCAUGUACAAGUUUGAGCAGAGGGCAGGUCUAACCGACACCAGCUACACGCCUCACAAAGGCCUCACCGCCGAGGAGACGAGGCUCCACCAUCGCGUGCCCGACUCCCUGCAGAAACUGCAGAUCCAGAGUCUGGAGGCCAGAGAAGAGCGGCAGAACUCCUCCACCCAGUCCACUCCAUCCAACACUCCACACAGCUCCCCGAAGCUUCAGCGCAGAAGCUGGUUCAGCAGCACGAGCUCAGAGAUCAGCAUCAGCUCCUCCAACAGCAGCGUGGACAUGACGGGAGACCCGGCGGCGGCGGCAGCAGGAGUCGGAGGUGCUGUCGAGCGGUGGGGAGCGUUUGGACCUCGGCCUUUCCAGAAGUCCACCUCGGACCUGGGAUCAGACUCCUCAAGUGCAGCAGGCUUUGCGCUGCAGGCGUACCGCGGCGCCCAGAAGCCGACGCCGAUGGAGGUGUUGAAGACUCAGGCCACCCGGCUGGCCGACAACCCCGCCGCCCAGAAGGUGUCGCCGCCCAAGAUGGAGAUCCCCACCGUGGACGGCCGGCGGCAGGGAGCUCGGCCGCACAAGCUCAAACACAGAGACAUGAACAUCCUGACGCCCUCCGGCUUCUAGGGGUCGCCUGAACGCCUCCAAGCCGAGCGACGCCCUGAAGGUCCCACGACGUAAACGCCCCCCUGCACCGUUUGUCCUGUUUCACAAACGCUCGUUCUCCACUGUUUCCUGUGUUACUUCAUUUUAAGUUAAGUUUAAAGGGUUCCAACAAACGUGCAGGUUUAUCUGGAAGUUGAGCCGUAAAUGAAGGAUCCAAACUGAAAACGUCCAUCGCUGGUCACGUCUUGUGUUUGACUUGUUGUGAUGAACUCGAGUUAUUUUCUGUGCAAACACCUGAUGCAUGGGUUUGACUUCAGGUUUUUCCAUUCAAGUGCAUCUGGCUUUGCAGGAGGAGACGUUUCCCCCUUUUUGCUUUUUUUUUUCUUUCUUUUAACCAGUUUGUGAAAACCUCCGUUCAUUUCGUGGGACCUUCAGCUGCUUCACAUGACCACUGGACUCUCCACCAUCUUUGCCACUGAAACAAAUCAGAAUAUAUAUAUAUGAAGAAAAGAAAAUAGACAUUUAGACGAAGAAAAGAACUCCUGACAUUCCUCUCAUCCGUCACCAACGUGGGCUCCGACCAGCAUCGGCCCAAACGUCCAGAAGAGAACUUUGUGUAGCUGAAGGUGGAGAUGAUCCCGGUUUAAAACGUUUCCGUUUCAAUGCACUUUAUCCACUUUUAUCUCUUUCCAGACCUUUUCCGAGAUGCACAGCGUUCCCGUUUGUCUCCAGAACCCUUUUGUUUGUCGUCUCAAAGGGUCUUUUCAGCCAAACGGGACGUGCAGAAGAACCACAAGCGUAGUUUAGCAUCAACCGACGGAACAAAAGUAUUCCAAAUAUAUUAUAAAAUGGAAAGAUUUAGUCUCAGGAAAGUUGUCAGGCUCCUGCUCACCCAUUUGUUUUGCUUUUAAAGUAGAAAACGCAGCAACAGAUUAUUACUAUUAUUAUUACAAUUGUUCCUUUUGGGGAUCAGAAGAGUGAAAAGCUUCCUGCUGUGAGCGCACGGAGGUCAAACUCUGGACCAAAACUCGCCGGCCGCAUGUUUUUCCGAGCUCUGAAAUUAGGCAGAAAAGACGGUCGAAGGAUUUCCGAUGAGUUCAGGUGCUUCAGACGUCUGCCGGGUGGAAACGUGUCCUUAACCGGACGAGGGAGUGACCAGGAUGCAGGCUUUUGUUUUAGAAAGUGCAGCGAGUGUUCAGUACAUAUGCAAAGUGUCUGCAAGGAGAUUGGUGCAAAGCUCCGGCGCGUUAAACGAAGCCGACGGUCGUUGUUUUGCACUUUUUUUUUGUUGUUGUUUUUUAUGAAGUGGGAUCAGUCUAUUUGCUGGUAAUCGAUCCAACAAACAGCAGCUAAAGGUUUCAAGAAGUCAUUUUUUUCCCACCUGUAGCCGGUGUCCAAUCCGUCGUCGUUGUCGUCUCAUCCUGAACACACUCAGCAGCUGUAGCCAGUAGACGCUUUCUGUUAAGUUAAACGGUUUGUCGUUUGUGAUCACAAAGUGUUUUUAAAGUGUGACGCUGUUCCCUUUAAGCCUCUCCCCAUCACGACCCAAUCGCCUCCUCCUCCUCGUCCUCCUGUACGUGAGACUGAAUUAAAUUAUCUGUUGUUUUUCUAGUCGAUGUUCAAAGGAGACGGUUUUCGUUGAUUUAUAGUCUCUGGGAAUAAAUGUUACAUCAGAAAAAACAAA
Molecule: messenger RNA, 2924 nt
Organism: Stegastes partitus (bicolor damselfish)
Lineage: Eukaryota; Metazoa; Chordata; Actinopteri; Pomacentridae
Product: putative monooxygenase p33MONOX
Exons: 9
Coding region: 314-1261 (315 amino acids)
Cellular component (GO): cytoplasm
Source: RefSeq, a predicted model, not a curated record